Molecule: messenger RNA, 2781 nt
Organism: Closterium sp. Naga37s-1
Lineage: Eukaryota; Viridiplantae; Streptophyta; Zygnematophyceae; Desmidiales; Closteriaceae
Source: the annotation of a GenBank genome assembly
AUGACGCCCCGACUAGAGGGCGCCACGUCAUCACACCACUCCGCAUCGCAAUCCGCAGGCGGGCAAUCCCAGAAGCAUCAGCAGCUAACGCGCCUCGUCCCGAAAAAAACCUACAAGCCGCUGCUAAGCCUCGAGGUUUUCUACACAGGCGGCCACGUGUCAGUCUUUCCGGAUGGCCGCCACGUGGCAUGUCCUUGCGCUGACACGGUAAAGAUCGUCGAUCUCACCACGGGGAAGGUCGUGCGGACGUUGGAGGGCGACGGAGAGCCAAUCACAGCCGUCGCCGCGAGUCCAGAUGGCGUGUCCGUAUUGGCCAGCUCGCGCAGCCUGCAGACGCGCUGGUGGAACUGGCGCACGGGGGAGUGCAAGCGGUCGUGGAAGGCGCACCCCGCGCCAGUGUCGUGCCUAGCAGUGGAUGCGAGCGGGGGGCUGCUGGCAACAGGCGGGGCGGACAGGGGCGUGCGCGUGUGGGACCUGGAGGCCAACGCAUGCACGCACUCGUUCACUGGCAUGGGGGGGGUGCUGUCGCAAGUGGCAUUUCACCCCGACCCGAAUCAGCUGCUGCUUGUGGGCGCGUCAGAGAGCGGGCUGGUGCGGGUGUGGGACCUGGUGACCAAGCGCCCAGCAGCCUCUCUGGAUAAGCAUUUCUCCACAGUCACUGCUAUCGCCUUCUCACCGUCGGGAUGGCUGCUGCUCACUGCUAGUCGUGACAAGGUGGUAAACAUAUGGGAUAUUCGCACCUAUGCCCACGUCACCACCAUCCCCGUUUUUGAGUCCCUCGAAGGCCUCGCUAUAGUCACACCCCCUAUAGCCCCAGAAUUUCCUGCCAUUCCCCCCACUGCUGCUGCCGCUGCUGCUGGGGGGGAAGCAGGGGGGGGGAAAGGGGAGAAGGGAGAGAAGGGGAGGAAGGGGGAGAAGGGGAAGAAGAGUAGGGAGGAGAUGGGGGAGAAAGAGGUGGUGUGGUUUGUGAGUGUGGGAGAGAGGUGUGUGAUGCGGUUGUGGCGGUCAGACAAGUCAACGGCGGUCCUGGAGCAACGGGCAGCUGAGGUGGCCGGCGGGCAGCAGAAAACGGGCGCGGAGGCCAAUGAUGAGGCGCCAGCUGGCGGCGGGUUUUUGUCUGCACAGUUUUUGGGCCUGGAUGGAGGAGGAAAGGGAGGAUGCAGAUUAUUGUGUACCACUGCAGAUCAACGGCUGUUAAUAUACCAGCCUGUCAACGUGACUGUAACGAAGCAGCAGCAGCAGCAGCAGCAGCAGCAGCAGUUUCUUGCCACGUGUCAGCAGCUGAUUGGGCAGAACGACGAGAUCGUGGACGUGCGAUUCGUCCUUGAUCCUUCCUCUUCUCUUAAGGCACUGGGAGAGGCAGAUGAGGAGGAAGAGACUGAGAGAGCAGGUGGGGGAAGGGAGGGAGAGGAGGGGGAGGAAGGAGAGGAGGGGGAGGACGGAGGGGAGGGGAUAAGGAAGGCGUUGAGAGGGGUGGAGAGGAAUCUCCAGCUGGCGGUGGCGACCAAUAGCGAGCAAGUGCGCGUGUACGACGUGGCGACCGCCAGCUGUCGCCGCUCCCUGAUUGGCCACUCGGAUAUCGUGCUGUGUAUCGACGCGUACCCCCACCCCUGCUCCGUGCCUCGUGCCCUUCUUGGCCCUCCUGCUGUUGCUGCUGCUGCUGCUGCUGGUGCUGCUAGUGCUGGUGGCGAUGGUAGCGGCGGCAGCGGUUCUUCUGAUUUGGUUCCGGUUUCUCUGCUCGCCUCGUCUGCCAAAGAUCACUCUGUAAGCAACUCGCUCAACCCCUCACCCCUCCCCCAGCCCACUCCCCGCCUUCUAACCCUUCCACAUACUCUGCUCGCCUCGUCUGCCAAAGAUCACUCUGUGCGGGUGUGGGACGUCACCACCGGCACCUGUCUAGCAAUGGGGUCAGGACACGUGGCAGCUGUUGCUGCCGUGGCGUUCUCUCAGAGGCCGCCGCCAGAUCAGCCAACAGGAGGGAAAGGGGGAGGGGCAGGGCCCUUUUUGGUAUCUGGUUCGAGUGAUCGCACACUCAAAGUCUGGCCGCUCGCGCUCCUCCUCUCCUCCUCAGCAGCAGCACUGCCUCGCGGGAGGGGCGGCGUGCUUCGUCUCAAGUCAGGUGCAACAGUGGCAGCACACGACAAGGACAUUAACGCUGUAGCUGUGGCUCCUAAUGAUGGCCUUGUGUGCUCCGGCUCCCAGGAUCGCACGGCCAAGGUGUGGCGCCUGCCUGAUUUGUCCCUUUCUGUGACACUGAGAGGCCACAAGCGUGGUGUGUGGUCAGUCGCCUUCUCCCCCGUGGACCGCUGUGUGCUCACGGCGUCAGGCGAUGCCACGUGCCGCAUCUGGGCGCUGGCAGACGGCAGCUGCCUUCGAACCCUUCAGGGGCACGAGGCGUCGGUGCUGAAGGCGAUAUUUGUUACCAGAGGCACGCAGGUGGUGUCAACAGGAGCGGAUGGGCUGCUGAAGCUGUGGAGUGUGAAGGGCGGGGAGUGUGUGAACACGUUUGACGAGCAUGAGGAUAAGAUAUGGGCGCUGGCAGUGAGCCCCGGGUCAGAGAUGCUGGCGACAGGUGGCAGCGACUCAUUGGUGCACGUGUGGCAGGACUGCACGCAGCAGGAGCAGCAAGAGGCCGCCCUGGAGCAGGUCAAAGCGGUACAGCAGGAGCAGGCGAUGCGAAACGCGGCUGUAGCGGAGGACUAUGUGACGGCGCUACAGCUGGCGCUGCAGCUGCAGCGACCCGCCACCAUGGCCGCCCUGCUCUCCGACCUCAUGAAGUGA